Molecule: messenger RNA, 6459 nt
Organism: Exophiala viscosa
Lineage: Eukaryota; Fungi; Ascomycota; Eurotiomycetes; Chaetothyriales; Herpotrichiellaceae
Product: glutamate synthase [NADPH]
Exons: 3
Coding region: 1-6459 (2152 amino acids)
Molecular function (GO): iron ion binding; glutamate synthase (NADH) activity; iron-sulfur cluster binding
Source: RefSeq, a predicted model, not a curated record
AUGGGCCUGAUCGCGGAGGAACCACACAAGCAAGAGAUCGAUACAACAGAGGUUCCGGAAGAGUACACUCCGUACAAGCCCGACAAGGGCUAUGGAUGGGGCGAGGCUCUGCCUGAGAAGCAGGGUCUCUAUGACCCUAGCCUCGAGAAGGAUGCCUGUGGUGUAGGCUUUGCUGCCAAUAUCAAAGGCAAGCCAAGCCACAAGAUCGUUAGCGAUGCGCGCAAUCUACUUUGUAACAUGACCCAUCGUGGUGCGGUGGGAUCAGAUGCACGAGAUGGCGACGGUGCUGGUGUCAUGAGCUCGAUCCCGCACAAAUUCUUCGUCAAGAACUUCGCUCGUGAGGUGGGCGUUGAAUUGCCACCUCUUGGUCAAUAUGCCACCGGCAACCUCUUCUUCAAGCCAGACACUGAGAUGCUGAAACACGCCACCCUCAGUUUCGAAGAGAUCGCUCAAUCCCUGGGCCUGCGUACCCUCGGAUGGCGAGAGGUUCCAAGAGAUUCCACACUCCUUGGUCCAGCAGCCCUGUCCCGCGAACCUAUCAUCCUGCAGCCAUUCGUCGUUCUCGCCUCCGCAUACGGAAGUGGUAGCAAGCCAGAUAUCACUAACCAAGAGGAAUUUGACGAUGUCGCCUUCGAAAAGAAGCUGUAUGUCUUGAGAAAGACUGUCUCCCACGAUGCACGAUGGAAGCCAUGGUUCUACGUCUGCUCGCUGAGCAACAGAAAUAUUGUCUACAAGGGACAAUUGGCUCCCGUGCAAGUAUACCAAUACUUCCACGAUCUUGUCUCUGUCGACUACGAAGCCCAUUUCGCCCUUGUUCACUCUCGUUUCUCCACAAACACAUUCCCAUCGUGGGAUCGAUCACAGCCUCUACGAUGGCUUGCCCACAACGGUGAAAUUAAUACAUUGCGAGGCAACAAGAACUGGAUGAGAGCUCGUGAAGGUAUUUUGAGCUCCGGUCUCUUUGGUGACGAGCUCGAGAAACUUAUGCCCAUCGUGGAAGACGGAGGUUCCGACUCGGCUGCGUUCGAUAACGUCCUGGAACUCCUCGUGAUGAAUCGUGUGCUGUCAAUGCCCGAGGCAGUCAUGAUGAUGGUCCCAGAAGCGUGGCAAGGUAACUCUGCUAUGGAUCCCGGGAAGGCCGCUUUCUAUGAGUACGCGGCGUGUCUUAUGGAACCAUGGGAUGGUCCUGCCCUCUUCACCUUCUCAGAUGGCCGGUACUGUGGUGCAAACUUGGACAGAAAUGGUCUAAGACCGUGCCGUUACUAUGUCACUGAUGAUGAUCGAAUCAUCUGUGCUUCCGAAGUUGGUACCAUUGCUGUGGAGCCUGAGCGUGUGAUCCUCAAGGGACGUCUUCAACCCGGAAAGAUGCUUCUGGUUGAUACACAAGCCGGUCGCAUCAUUGAUGACGCAGAGCUCAAAGCUACCGUCGCAAACCGACAACCUUUCCAGCAGUGGCUCGAUAAGAAGCUGAUGAAGAUGCCGCGCGUAGUGGAGGCACUAUCAAACGAGGUCGAUCUGACCAACAAAUUGACCGAGGCCACCAUUCAAGAAGAUGCGAGACUAAAGGCAUUUGGAUACUCAUUCGAACAAGUCAGCUUGCUCCUGGCGCCCAUGGCUGCUGAUUCAAAGGAAGCACUUGGUUCGAUGGGAAAUGAUGCACCUCUCGCAUGUCUCGCACAACAACCACGACUGCUCUAUGAGUAUUUCAGACAGCUAUUUGCUCAGGUCACCAAUCCACCUAUUGACCCUAUUCGAGAAGCCAUCGUUAUGUCUCUCGAAUGCUAUGUUGGACCUCAGGGUAACCUGCUGGAGAUGGACGAGUCGCAGUGUGCUAGACUACUGCUUCCGUCGCCUGUCCUGGAGACCGAGACAUUCAAUGCUCUCAAGAACUUUUCUCAGUAUAACAAGGACUGGACUGUGCGGACCAUCGAUAUCACGUUUGACAAGUCCUCCGGUAUUGAUGGCUUCAUGAAUGCCCUUGAUGAGAUUUGUGAUCAAGCUACCGCUGCUAUCGACGAGGGUGACAAGAUCAUUAUCUUGUCUGACCGAGCUACAUCCGAAGACCGCGUGCCUGUUCCUUCCCUUCUCGCUACCGGCUUGGUACACCAUCAUUUGGUGCGCAACAAGUGGCGAUCACGAGUUGCGCUGAUUGUGGAAACCGCUGAGGCCCGAGAAGUGCACCACAUGUGUGUGCUGGUUGGCUACGGUGCCGAUGGCAUUAAUCCAUACCUUGCCAUCGAGUGUAUCCUCAAGCUUAACCGAGAAGGUAUCAUCAAGAAGAAGCUCACUGAGCAACAACUCAUUGCCAACUACAAGGCUUCCUGCGACGGUGGUAUCCUGAAAGUCAUGAGUAAGAUGGGUAUCUCCACCUUGCAAUCGUACAAGGGUGCUCAGAUCUUCGAAGCUCUCGGCAUCGAUGAUACCGUGGUUGACCGAUGCUUUGCUGGUACUGCCACUCGUGUUCGCGGUAUGACUUUCGAGCUCAUAGCCGAGGAUUCUUUUGCUUUCCACGAGCAAGGAUAUCCUUCUCGACAUGUCCGAGACGUGCCUGGUCUGCCCGAAACUGGAGAGUACCACUGGCGUGACGGUGGUGAGCAUCACAUCAAUGAUCCCGUGAGCAUUGCCAACAUCCAGGAUGCUGUCCGCACACACAACGACAAGUCCUACGAAGCUUACUCUCUGUCGGAGUAUGAGCAAAUCAAGAACUGCACGUUGAGAGGCAUGCUUGACUUUGAUUUCGAGCAACGCGCGCCAGUGCCCAUUGACCAGGUAGAGCCCUGGACGGAAAUCGUGCGACGAUUCGUGACAGGAGCUAUGUCAUACGGAUCCAUCUCCAUGGAAGCCCACUCAACAUUGGCUGUUGCGAUGAAUCGGCUGGGCGGCAAGUCCAACACUGGUGAAGGUGGUGAGGACCCUGAACGAAGCUUGAAGAUGGAAAAUGGCGACUCUAUGCGCUCAGCAAUCAAGCAAAUCGCCUCUGGCAGAUUUGGUGUCACAUCCAAUUACCUGGCUGACUCUGACGAGCUGCAAAUCAAGAUGGCUCAAGGUGCAAAGCCUGGCGAGGGUGGUGAACUUCCUGGUCACAAAGUGUCUCAGUCAAUUGCUCGCACCCGACACUCCACUCCUGGUGUCGGUCUGAUCUCCCCUCCUCCUCAUCACGACAUCUAUUCCAUCGAGGAUUUGAAGCAAUUGAUCUAUGACUUGAAGUGCUCCAACCCGCGGUCAAGAGUCUCUGUCAAGCUUGUCUCGGAAGUGGGUGUGGGUAUUGUAGCCUCUGGUGUUGCCAAGGCCAAGGCUGACCAUAUCUUGAUCUCUGGUCAUGAUGGCGGUACUGGUGCAUCCCGAUGGACCGGUAUCAAGUACGCUGGUCUCCCUUGGGAGUUGGGUUUGGCCGAAACUCACCAAACCUUGGUUCUCAAUGAUCUUCGUGGUCGUGUCAUUGUGCAGACUGAUGGCCAGAUCCGAACUGGACGUGAUGUUGCCAUUGCUUGUCUCCUUGGUGCUGAAGAGUGGGGCUUUGCCACGACACCACUUAUCGCCAUGGGCUGUAUCAUGAUGCGCAAGUGUCAUCUCAACACCUGCCCCGUCGGUAUUGCAACCCAGGAUCCACUCCUCAGAAAGAAGUUCCAGGGCACACCGGAGCACGUUAUCAACUUCUUCUACUAUAUCGCCAACGAACUCCGAGCAGUCAUGGCGAAACUCGGCAUGAGAACUGUCAAUGAGAUGGUUGGCCGUGCCGAACUCCUCAAGGUUCGUGAUGAUUUGCGCUCCCGCAAGACCGAGAACCUCGAUCUCUCUCUCAUCCUGACACCUGCACACUCUAUCCGCCCGGGUGUUGCCACCUACAAUGUCCGGAAGCAAGAUCACAAACUACACACCCGCUUGGACAAUAAGCUAAUAUCGGAGUCUGAGCUUGCGUUGGAGAAGGGUCUGCCAUGUAGAAUUGAGACAGACAUUGUCAACACCGACCGUGCGUUGGGCGCUACUCUAUCUUACCAGAUCAGCAAGCGCUACGGUGAGACUGGUCUCCCUCAAGACACCAUCCACGUCAAUAUUCGAGGGUCUGCAGGCCAAUCGUUUGGUGCAUUCCUUGCUCCUGGUGUCACUCUUGAGCUUGAAGGUGACUCCAACGACUAUGUCGGCAAAGGUCUCUCUGGUGGUCGCUUGAUCGUCUACCCACCACGGAGCGCCGUCUACAAGGCUGAAGAAAACAUUCUGAUCGGCAACGUUUGUCUGUACGGUGCCACGAGCGGCACCUGCUACUUCAGAGGUGUUGCUGCAGAACGUUUCGCUGUCCGGAACUCUGGCGCCAAUGCCGUCGUUGAAGGCGUUGGUGACCACGGUUGUGAGUAUAUGACCGGCGGUCGUAUCGUGAUCCUCGGUGGCACUGGACGCAACUUCGCGGCUGGUAUGUCGGGCGGUAUCGCAUACGUGCUCGACAUGAACCAAGACUUCCAUUCCAAGAUCAACAUGGAAAUGGUUGAAGUCUCCGGCAUCGAAGAACCGGCAGAGAUUGCCUUCCUGAGAGGAAUGAUUGAGGACCACCAUCACUAUACCGGCUCAGAGCUUGCGGCUCGCAUUCUCCUCGAAUUCAACCGCGCUCUCCCACGCUUCGUCAAAGUCCUCCCCACAGACUACAAAAGAGUCUUGGCUGAGCAGGCGCAGAAAGCCGAAGAAGCCAAGAAGGCGGAGUAUCCUUUGCCAUUGCUUCCCGGCAACGCUGUCCGAGAACUUCAUCAGGAGCAGCGCAAUGCUGUUGCUGAAAAGGAAGGCAAGCAGAAAAAGGCAGACAUGCUUGACAUUGAGGAGGGUAUCAACGGUGAUGCUGACCAAGCCAAGCAAAAGGCCGCUCUAGUCCUUGACAAGACGCGAGGCUUCAUGAAGUAUUCUCGACGAAGCGAGAAGUACCGCAAUGCGAAGACCAGAGUCAAGGACUGGGGCGAGCUUAACUCUCGUCUCAACGAGGACGAGCUCAAAUAUCAAGCAGCCCGAUGCAUGGACUGUGGUGUCCCGUUCUGCCAGUCUGAUACUGGAUGUCCGAUCUCCAACAUCAUCCCCAAAUGGAACGAGUUAGUGUUUCAAAACCAGUGGAAGGACGCGCUCAAUCGUCUACUCAUGACCAACAACUUUCCAGAAUUCACUGGUCGUGUCUGCCCUGCUCCUUGUGAGGGCGCUUGUGUCCUCGGUAUCAACGAAGAUCCUGUCGGCAUCAAGAGCAUCGAAUGCGCAAUCAUCGACAAGGGUUUCGAGAUGGGCUGGAUGGUUCCAAAUCCCCCAGAAGAACGCACUGGUAAGAAGGUUGCUGUCAUCGGAUCAGGCCCAGCUGGUCUUGCGGCUGCCGAUCAACUCAACAAGGUUGGACAUUCCGUGACUGUCUAUGAGAAAUCCGACCGUGUUGGUGGUCUCUUGAUGUACGGCAUUCCCAACAUGAAGCUGGACAAGCGUAUCGUCCAACGACGUGUGGACCUCAUGGCUGCCGAAGGCGUCGAAUUCGUCACCGGCGUCAUGGUUGGCCCUGGUGAGGAGGUGAGCUUGGAGUCUCUCCGCGAAAAGCACGAUGCUGUUGUCAUCUCUACUGGUGCACAAGUCCCUCGUGAUUUGAAGAUCCAGAACAGAGAAUCCGAAGGCAUUCACUUUGCUAUGGAAUUCCUCCACGCAAACACCAAGUCGCUUCUUGACUCCGAGCUGGGUGACGGCGCAUAUAUCACCGCCAAAGACAAGCAUGUCAUCGUCAUUGGUGGUGGUGACACUGGUAACGAUUGUAUCGGUACCUCUCUUCGUCAUGGUGCAAAAUCCAUCACCAACUUUGAGCUUCUGCCUCAGCCUCCGCCAGAGCGUGCUCGUGACAACCCAUGGCCACAAUGGCCAAGAAUCUACCGUGUCGACUAUGGCCACACCGAGGUCAAGCAACACUAUGGCAAAGAUCCUCGCGAGUACUGCGUGAUGACCAAGGACUUUGACGUCAAGGAUGGUCGUGUGGUUGGUAUCAACACUAACCGUGUUGAAUGGACCAAGUCAGCAACUGGUGCCUGGGAGAUGAAGCCCAAGGAAGGCAGUGAAGAAUAUUUCCCUGCUGACCUUGUUCUACUCUCGAUGGGUUUCUUGGGUCCCGAUGAUCGCUUGUUCAACUCCGAGGUUGAGCUCGACGCCCGCAAGAACAUCAAGACACCAAAGAACAUGUACAACACCAACCUGCCUGGUGUCUUUGCGGCUGGUGACUGCCGUCGCGGUCAGUCUUUGAUCGUGUGGGGCAUCAACGAAGGUCGACAGUGUGCCAGACAAGUCGACAGCUUCCUCAUGCACACUGGAUCCAUUCUCCCUGUCACUGGAGGCAUUGUUCGACGAGCUGCGCAUGACGCUGUGCCUCCUCCCCGUCAAUCCAAGGCCGAGAAGGAGGGUGACAUGGCCCAUUCUGCCGAAGAAUUCAAGCGGGGUCCGGAUAUCAAGGCCAGUGCUUGA